Molecule: messenger RNA, 2026 nt
Organism: Liolophura sinensis
Lineage: Eukaryota; Metazoa; Mollusca; Polyplacophora; Chitonida; Chitonidae
Product: protein NipSnap homolog 3B-like
Exons: 6
Coding region: 1-723 (240 amino acids)
Cellular component (GO): mitochondrion
Source: RefSeq, a predicted model, not a curated record
AUGGUACUGGUUGUGUUUCCCAGUGUCCUUAGCAGUGGGUAUCAACGGAAUCUAUCUAACAAUGGUGCAGAUGACAAGCAUUCUAAAAUAUAUGAGCUUCGGCAAUACAACAUUUAUCCACAACACCUGAAGCCAUUUCUGGAGCUCUCUGUCCAAGGACUGGUCAUGCGCGCAAAAUUCUCAAAGAUGAUUGGCUAUUGGUCAGCUGAGCUAGGAGGGUUAAACCAAGUCAUUCACAUUUGGGAAUACGACAGCAUAGCACACAGGGCCAGUGUCAGACAGAGCCUGGCUUCAGACCCAGAGUGGACAGAGAGCUACUUCUCAAAGAUCUUACCUCAUAUGAACACCCAGGAGAAUUCUGUGUUGCGUCUGUUACCAUGGAGCCCUCUGGAGUCUGAUCUUCCAGCUGGAGGUCUAUAUGAGCUGCAGACAUUCCGGUAUAAGGAGCCAAACAGCUCUGAGUGGGGAAAUGACCUUGAGAACUACGCCACUGCCCGUGGAAGAACCAUCAAGCUGGUUGCUGCUUUUAAAACCACUAUAGCUGGACACAAGAAUUCAUCCAUUCAGCUGUGGCAUUAUCCAGACUUGAAGAUGUUGGAAGUCAAACAAUCUCAGCUUGAAGAAGACAAGACUGCUAUGGAAGCAUAUGCACGAUUGCUGAAGAAAGUCUCAGAUGAGCAGGUGAAGAUUUUGGUCCCACAACCUUGGUCUCCUCUGAAGUAAGCGACUUGUGAGAGAAAUGGUUAUAUUUCAAGAUCUGGCCUAUCCAGCCUAUCCAGCCUAUAUGCAGAAGGAGGUUUUUCAUGUAUUUUCGUCAUAUAACAUAUUUUGAGGUCUGAAAUGAGCAUUAUAUACAUGUACAUGAAGGUGAAUUCAAUAUUUGUAUGUUUUUUGUAGUUAUUAUAAUCAUAAUUUUAGUAGCAGUUCUGAAAUAGCAGAGUUGGAAAUGUUUUGUCUCACUUCAUGAAUUUGAACUUAUGAACUGUAUUAUGUACAGUAUUGCUGAGAUGUUUCUAAGAUGGUGGUAAGAAUUUUGUUUACCAGGUUCUACAUGUAUCAUUAUAUUGCAAGGAUGAUUGUUUUGUUGCACGUACAUUAUGCUGCAAGAAUGAUUAUUGUUUAUUGCACAUACAUUAUACUGCAAGGAUGAUUGUUUUGUUGCACGUACAUUAUACUGCAAGGGCGAUUAUUGUUUUAUUGCAUGUACAUUAUAUUUCUUAGUCUCUUUAUGAUGGUGCUACAUAGUGGUAUAAAUAAAUCUAUGUUUUAUAUCAACGCUGCCAAAUACAAUAUCACACUGAUUAUACUUGAUAAUGAUGAGUUAACACCUGAAAAAUCAACAUAUGCAAAAGUUUAACAUGCCUAUAAAAAAUUUCAGAUUGUUUUCAUUGGCCUUCUCCUGAUGUUCAUUUAAUUUUUAUGUGAUCUUAUCCUUUAAAAGUUUAGUACUGAUUUUAAAUGAUGAAGACAAAAAUACCCGAUACAAGAGUAUAAAGCAUGCAAAAAGGAUCUGAAUUUUACGUUUCUACUGUUAUCAGCCUGAAAUCAAAGAAAUAUUAUAGAUUUUACAACACUUUGAGCUAUUAUAUUUGCCAAAGUUUCUAGCCCACCAAGUGUUAAUCUGCUACUCUGGUUUUAACUCAAAAUAUUUAAAGUCAGGUAUAGAUAAAUAUUACUUUCAUGUAAAUCUUAAUGUAUACACACUGAUUUAUGUAUACACACUGAUUUUUGUAUACACACUGAUUUAUGUAUACACACUGAUUUGAAUGUAUAGCUUUACAUUGUUGUUAUUAAAAAAGUGAAUCUGACACAUCUGGCCUGAUGGUGUUCUGUUUAUUAAUAAUAUUGGCUAAAAAAAACACCUGUGAUACCAUUGCUUUCCUGUAGUUCAAGUGUCAAUCACACAGCACAAUCAUGAUCAGAAUAAAUAAUACUACAAAUAUGCGUACCUAUGAUAUAUGAUGUAUAUGGUGCAUGAGUGCACAGGCUACAGGUAAUAAGGGUUAAAAUUGACCCCACACUGCAG